AUGUUAGCAGAUUUUCCUUUUCCCUCGUCCUCACUCCCUUUCGCAGAUCUCAUCAAUGCAUACACAUCGGGUCGGGCCAUAAACCCGGGACGUACCCGUAGCCUCCACGCCCGGAUCAUCAUCGCCGGCGCCGCUAAAUCCCCACACCUCGCUUCCAAACUGAAAGCUUUCUACGCCGCCUGCAAACAGUUUGGCCACGCCCGCAAGGUGUUCGACGAAAUUCCCAGGCCGAGUGGGACGCGAAUAUGGGCCGCUCUAAUCGGAUCCUACGCCCGCCACGGACUUUAUCCAGAGUCAAUAACCUCAUUUUCCGAAAUGCGGAAGGAAGAAAAGCUCAAUCACGACAGGAAUAUCACGCUCAGCAUCCUCAAAGCCUGUGGGCACCUCUGUUUUCGUAAAACCGGCCGAGGGCUACACACCGUUGUUCUGAAAAAUGGGUUCGGGCGGGACCCGUUUGUGUCCUGCUCGCUUGUCGACAUGUACUCGAGGUGCGAAAAUGUUGAGGACGCCAAAAGAGUGUUUGACGAAAUGUCGGAAGUGGAUUUAGUGUCAUUGAACACUAUGGUUUGGGGCUACGUUCGCAACGGUUCGGUUCAUGAGGCUCUUGGCUUGGUCGAGAAAACGAGAUUUUUAUUCGGGCUUAUGCCCAAUAUUGUGACGUGGAAUUCGUUGAUCUCCGGAUUCUCACAAGUGAAUGAUGAAGUGAUGGUUAAGAGAAUUCUCGAAAGUAUGGAGGCCGAUGGGAUGAAGCCCGAUACAAUAGCCUUCACGUCGAUAAUUUCGGGUUAUAUCCAAAAUUUUCGGACCAAAAAGGCAUACGCUGUUUUUCGGAAAAUGUUGCGAUCGGGCCUCACCCCGACUUCCCUAACCAUUAGCAGUCUCCUUCCGGGGACCGCCAACACAAAGGACUUGAGACGGGGAAAGGAUUCACGGGUACUCGGUUUUGAUUGGAUUGAACGAUGCCGUGUAUGUGAAAAGCGCCCUCAUUGA
Striga hermonthica is the source of this 990-nucleotide messenger RNA. NCBI's taxonomy places the organism in Eukaryota, Viridiplantae, Streptophyta, Magnoliopsida, Lamiales, Orobanchaceae. The record is from the annotation of a GenBank genome assembly.